AUGGGGCUAGCGUGUGGAGAAAAUUGUAAGUUAAAAUGUUCACAAAAAGUUACAGAUUUUGAAAGUAACCUGCUUUUUAAGGCGUUUUGGUCGAUGGGAGAGAUAGUUCGACAUUUAGAUUUAGAUUUCAUCAAUAAGUACUGUGAUAAAAUUCCAAAACAUCGUGUUACUACUGAAACUGCUUCAAGAAGAGAAUUCACUUUACGAUAUUAUUUACCUACAAAAGUAGAUGAAAUUCAAAAUGCCAAUGAAAUAAAUGAGACUGAUUUGCUGGCUACAAAACCACAGGUAACGAAGACACAAGUUUGCAAAACCAUGUUCUUGAACACUUUUGGAAGGUUUCGUUUACUCCGCUCUGAAAAAACUGUCAUUGCAAGGCACUGUUGUCCACGACAAAAGAAGCCUCCAUGGGCAUACUAA
Molecule: messenger RNA, 420 nt
Organism: Parnassius apollo (apollo)
Lineage: Eukaryota; Metazoa; Arthropoda; Insecta; Lepidoptera; Papilionidae
Source: the annotation of a GenBank genome assembly